AUGGAGACGCAAAGGCUCAACGGUCCGGUGGUGCUCCUCGCGGUGUUGCUGCUCGGCGCCCUCGUCGCGACACGCGCUCAGUACUCUCCGGCGAACGCGCUGAAACAAAUCGAGGCUGCUCUUAAGAGGAAGAAAAUGACGACGACGAUUACGUACAUGAGGGAAUGCGGAUUCAACGACACUCUAGUAGAGAAGCUGCCUACAUCGCACGCGACGCUGCUCCUGCCGAUGAACACAGGGUGGAACAAGCUCAGCGCGUACACGCGCAACCUGAUUCGCAAGGACCCCGCGAAGAUGUGGCAGGUGCUCGCGUACCACAUGCUGGCGGGCCGUUACAUGUACAAGCAGCUCGUGAAAAUUCCCUACAACACACUGAUUGUGACUGGCCAUGGGGACUUCAAGGUCAGGCGGUUCCCAACAAAGCUCGCUCAAUUUGGAAAACCGGGCACGCAUGGUGGCGCAUAUGUCAAGGUGAACAAUGUGUAUCAAGACCCCCACGUGGCAAUCCAUGGGGUCAACAACGUUAUGAUUCCCACAUUCACUGAAUAG
Molecule: messenger RNA, 549 nt
Organism: Closterium sp. NIES-65
Lineage: Eukaryota; Viridiplantae; Streptophyta; Zygnematophyceae; Desmidiales; Closteriaceae
Source: the annotation of a GenBank genome assembly